Pyrenophora tritici-repentis Pt-1C-BFP is the source of this 1095-nucleotide messenger RNA. Its product is annotated as RAD10, Nucleotide excision repair endonuclease NEF1, RAD10 subunit. The record is from RefSeq and is a predicted model, not a curated record. Gene Ontology annotation, biological process: UV-damage excision repair; mitotic recombination. Gene Ontology annotation, molecular function: single-stranded DNA binding; damaged DNA binding. Gene Ontology annotation, cellular component: nucleotide-excision repair factor 1 complex; ERCC4-ERCC1 complex; nucleus. Lineage: Eukaryota; Fungi; Ascomycota; Dothideomycetes; Pleosporales; Pleosporaceae.
AUGGAUGAAAUUCGGCCUGGUGCCGGCCGCUCUCGUGCUGCUGCUGCUGAUGCUGUGACUGCGCCUGCUGCUACAAAUGCAGCUGUUGGUGCACCUGCACCACCACCCAAGGUCCAGCAGCCGAAACCCCAAGCCUUGCCUUCGCGAUCCGGUCCCAGCUCCAUCCUAGUCUCACCACGACAAAAGGGAAAUCCCAUUCUGAACAAUGUACGCUCCGUCGCGUGGGAGUACUCAGACAUCCCCGCCGACUACGUAGUCGGUGCCACGACAUGUGCCCUCUUCCUGUCGCUCAAGUACCACCGUCUGCAUCCAGAGUACAUCUACAACCGCAUUCGAGACCUCAAGGGCCAGUACAAUCUGCGCAUCCUGCUGACCAUGGUCGACAUCGAAAACCAUGAAGACCCCCUGCGCGAGCUGUCCAAGAUGUCACUGGUCAACAACGUUACUGUCAUGCUGUGCUGGAGCGCUCAGGAGGCUGGCCGCUACCUCGAGCUGUUCAAGACGUUUGAGAAUGCGGCGCCAACCAGCAUCCGCGCUCAACAGGCUGGCACGUACCCAGAAAAGAUGGUCGAUUUCAUCACCGUGCCCCGCAGCAUCAACAAGACGGAUGCCGUUGGCUUGGUCUCCAACUUUGGCAGCAUCCGCACUGCCAUCAACGCCGGGCCCGAAGAGAUUGGCCUGAUUGCAGGGUGGGGCGACAAGAAGGUUCAGCGAUGGUGCAACGCAGUCAGAGAGCCGUUUAGGGUCCAAAAGGCAGCCAGGCGUGUCGGUCAAGAUAGCAAUCCAGCCAUCACCGCGACAGUUGCUGAUGAAACAGCACAACAAAGAGUCGACGAUGCUGGUCCUCUUGCAAGGGAACUGGAGAGAUCUGCUCCUUUUGCAACUUCCGAAUCAGAUGCGGACAAGCGACCCGACCAUGGUCCGGCUGAAGAUUUCGAAGACGAGGAAGAGGCAAUGCGCGAAGCAGAAAUGCAUCGCGCAACUGACACUAACCAGGCGCAGUCAGCUGCUUCCAAACCGCCAAAGAGGAAGCAGGCAGAGGAAGACAUGAGCGAGGGCGUCAUGGCAGCGCUCAACAAGCUGAGGAAGCAGUAA